Molecule: messenger RNA, 2558 nt
Organism: Anopheles gambiae (African malaria mosquito)
Lineage: Eukaryota; Metazoa; Arthropoda; Insecta; Diptera; Culicidae
Gene: HDAC3
Product: histone deacetylase 3
Exons: 2
Coding region: 1007-2308 (433 amino acids)
Molecular function (GO): histone deacetylase activity
Source: RefSeq, a predicted model, not a curated record
AGAUGCAGCGAUAUUCGAACGUCAAAAAGCCUCGCCAUGUUGUCCGGGUUUGGGCGAAGCUUUGUUUUGUGCGUGUAAUUUGUUUGCUCUGCAUUUGGUGCAUUUUUUAUCCGCAACAGUUUGUCGCUGCGACCCGAAUGUGGAAACGAAAAAUCAAUUACUACUGUGGCGCAAAACUACCAGCGUGUGUGCAGUAGAACGUUUGGCCGAAAAGAGCACACGGCGCUUUACCGGGGUUACAUAAAAGACCGCAUUCGAUCGAUAGCGGUGGCACAAGGUAGUUACGGUGCACCAUCACCAGACAGUGCCGCAUAGCGUGCCGUGUCGUAGGGUCAGAGCAGGCAGGUUGCGUUUCGCCUGCUGCUAUUGUCCCUGGUGUCCAUUAAUUUCGGCCGGCUGGAAAAGAAACCGCGUUCGGUUUCCACUCCGGCCGAAUUGUGCGUGAGUGGGUACGCUCAAAAUGGGUUGGUGGUGGUGCUGCUGCUCCGUCCGCUUCCAUUUCAUGCCGGAUAAGUAAACAUCGGAAAGACAUAGAUGAGCAUCGAUCCGAUCUUCCGGCCAGCAAAGAUUACGCAUCGCUAUCAUACUCAUAGUAUUCAUCGCAGCAGCAACACGCUUAUCGUAGAACAACAACAACUAGAGCAAGCAACACCGCAUUUCAACGACCGGUACAGGGUUCAAGCAUCAAAUGCAGCAUUAGCACCAGCAUCGAAAGUUCGCCAAGAUACGCCAGCGUACGAAUGCACGGAAGGGGUGGACGCAAGCCAUGAGCUUCUCGAUUAUUAUCUCAACGAUUCGAUUAGCGAAUCAGCGGAUGGCACUAGAACCGCGUUCGACCAGUUAGAUCUAAAAUUUAAUACGCUAGAUUUUAGCCUCACCAGACGACUGCUUGGAGCCGUUUUCUUUUUGCUUGUAAUUUACGCCUGGAAGCAAUACAUCGACGACGAGGAGGAGUCCGACACAAUCUACAUCUGAGAACGGCAGGAUCAGCGAGCGAAGUAUCACCAUGGCAACAAAGAAAGUGUCGUACUUCUUCAACCCGGACGUGGGGAACUUUCACUACGGUCCCGGCCAUCCGAUGAAACCUCAUCGACUUUCGGUCAUCCAUCAUUUAGUGAUGAACUACGGUCUUCACAAAAAGAUGCAAAUUUACCGGCCGUACAAAGCGAGUGCGCACGACAUGUGCCGGUUUCAUAGUGACGAGUACAUUGAGUUCCUGCAGCGAGUCACACCGCAAAACAUUCAGGGUUACACCAAGUGUCUUUCCGUAUUCAACGUCGGCGACGAUUGUCCAGUGUUUGAUGGGUUGUUCGAGUUCUGCGCCAUGUACACUGGCGCUUCGCUGGAAGGUGCACAGAAGUUGAACCACAACCAUAGCGACAUUUGCAUCAACUGGUCUGGCGGUUUGCACCACGCCAAGAAGUUUGAGGCGUCUGGAUUCUGCUAUGUCAACGACAUAGUGAUAGGCAUUCUGGAGCUCCUGAAGUACCAUCCGCGUGUCCUCUACAUUGACAUUGACGUGCAUCAUGGCGAUGGGGUACAGGAAGCGUUCUAUCUGACCGAUCGCGUGAUGACGGUAUCGUUCCAUAAGUACGGCAACUACUUCUUCCCCGGGACGGGCGAUAUGUACGAAAUUGGUGCCGAAUCGGGGCGGUACUAUUCGGUGAACGUGCCGCUAAAGGAAGGUAUCGACGAUCAGAGCUACGUCCAGGUGUUCAAACCGGUCAUUUCAGCUGUGAUGGAGUUCUACCAGCCGACUGCGAUCGUACUGCAGUGCGGCGCAGAUUCGCUCGCUGGCGACCGGCUGGGAUGCUUUUCGCUCAGUACGAAAGGGCACGGCGAGUGCGUCAAGUUCGUUAAGGACCUGAACGUGCCGACACUGGUGGUCGGAGGCGGUGGGUACACGUUGCGCAAUGUGGCACGCUGCUGGACGUACGAAACUUCGCUGCUUAUCGACGAAACCAUCUCGAACGAGCUGCCGAUGAACGAUUACCUUGAGUUUUUUGCUCCCGAUUUUACGCUCCAUCCGGACAUUCCCAGCAGACAAGAUAAUGCGAACAGCAAACAGUACCUGGAAGCGAUUACGCGACACGUUUACGACAACUUGAAGAUGUGUCAACAUGCACCCAGUGUACAGAUGUUCGACAUACCUGAGGACGCACUUCCGGAGGAGCUGAAAACGGUCAAGACGGAGGAACCGAAUCCGGAUGUGCGUAUGACGCAGGACGAUGAAGAUCGACUGGUGGAGCCGAAAAAUGAGUUCUUCGAUGGUGAUAACGACAACGACAAGAGUGAAAACGAACCGUAGAGCUGCCUGAUUGGCGCAGUGUAGUGUGUAAGUUGCUGAGGGAGCCUACUUUUACGUUUCUGAUUCGGCGUUCGGCUUUCGAGAUAUCUGUUCGAAAAUAAUUGUCCAUGCAGAGUUUGCUUGGCCACAAUUGCAGUUAGGUAUAGCGACAGAGAACUACAUCAUCUUCCACGGACAAGGCUGGGACAUGGGUACCAGUGUGCUUUUACUUUUUAGGACGCAAUAGCAAUAAAACAAAACGAAACAAAAA